AUUGAGUAGUAUUAUAAUAGCAAACGAGCAUGGCUUGUACUGGUUUUAUCUUAUUUUUCUUUUGAAAAAGUCCGCCAAAUAUCCUGUCUAGGACAGUUUUAUCCGGUUUGAUGCUUUUAAACGUAAGAAAAAACAAAUAGUGUACUAGAUUAAUGAGAAACUCGCAUCGUAGAUAUGACAGAGCAAGCUUAUGAGAAGAAAGAUAUUUUAAGUGAUCAGUAUGCUGAUGGAAAAGCAGCAAAAGUUUGGGAAAUGUAUAUUGGGAGUAAACAAGUCAGAACAGCAAAUUAUAAAAGUUUCAUAUGCCAACUAUUACGGAGUCAUAAUUGUAAGAGAGUGCUAGACGUUGCUUGCGGAACGGGAGUCGAUUCGAUUAUGCUAUUAGAAGAGGGCUUUAAAGUCAUCAGUACAGACGCUAGUGAUCAAAUGCUUAAAUACGCCUUGAAAGAACGCUGGAAUAGAAGAAAGGAAGCGGAAUUCGAUAAUUGGGUAAUAGAGGAAGCGAAUUGGCUCACUCUACAAAAUGAUUUAGAAGACGUCAAAGGGUGUCCAGAAGAAGGAUUUGACGCAGUUGUUUGCUUGGGUAACUCUUUUGCUCACUUAUUAGAUUUUGAUGGGGAUCAGAGAGGUCAGAGGUUAGCUUUGAAGAAUUUCUGCUCCUUGAUCAAACCCGGAGGAAUAUUGAUUGUUGAUCAUCGAAAUUAUGAUGAAAUCCUGCGCACUGGCAAACCUCCCCUCGGAAAGAAUGUUUUAUAUAUGGGCCAAAGAAUCACGGACAUAAAUUGUUCUAAUAUGUAUGUGAAUGGAAAACCAUACAUGACAACAUUCAACUAUACAAUGGACGUAUCAACAUAUGUCAAGGAUGAAUCCAAGAAAGCCAAAUGGUUUUCCGAUGACGGAAAGGAACACUUCCGUUUAUCCUAUUAUCCACAUCGAGUUGUUGAUUUUGUUAGUCUCCUAAGACAAGUCUUUGGUCCAGAAGCCAAACAUAGUAUUUUUGGUGAUUUUAAGCCAAUUGAUGAAAUUGAGUGUCCCACAUAUUUUAUGCAUGUUAUUAAAAAGACAAUUUCCUAG
Messenger RNA from Dimorphilus gyrociliatus, 1074 nucleotides. The record is from the annotation of a GenBank genome assembly. Lineage: Eukaryota; Metazoa; Annelida; Polychaeta; Dinophilidae.